This is a messenger RNA of Sporisorium graminicola, 1962 nucleotides long. RefSeq lists its product as uncharacterized. Gene Ontology annotation, cellular component: membrane. The coding region runs from base 1 to 1962 and encodes 653 amino acids. Lineage: Eukaryota; Fungi; Basidiomycota; Ustilaginomycetes; Ustilaginales; Ustilaginaceae. The transcript has a single exon. The record is from RefSeq and is a predicted model, not a curated record. Gene Ontology annotation, molecular function: sucrose:proton symporter activity.
AUGGUCGGAAUCUCGAUGCAGUCAGCAUCAGCUGCAACGCGCUCCGAGCACCGUCUCGUCGGUAAGGCGCGCAUCCAUGCCCCACCAGCGCUUCAGCUGCCUCUGCUGACGCUUGGCAUACUCGGUGCUCAGACAGUGUGGUCCAUGGACAUGGCAUUUGCUCCUCCGUAUCUGCUUGAUCUGGGUCUGUCAAAAGCAGCGAUGGCAGCUGUCUUUGUAGCAGGCCCCCUCUCUGGACUGAUCGUACAGCCUCUGAUCGGCAGCAUGGCCGACAACAGUACAUCCAGACACGGACGCCGUCGACCGUUCCUCGCAACCGCGACCAUCAUAUGCGCCUUCAGCGUCCUUCUCCUCGGCUUUGCCAGUGAAGUCGCUGCAUGGAUUGCUUCGACCGGAAGCAAAGCGCAUCAGAACCUCGCCAUCUUCAUCGGCGUGCUGUCGGUGUAUCUGGUCGAUUUCUCCGUGAAUGCCGUCACAGCGCUCGAUCGCGCGCUCAUGGUCGAUGUGGCAUCAACCGAGGACCAGGCCGACGCCAACGCAUGGGCUGCUCGUCUCACCGGCGUCGGCUCAGUACUCAGCUUCCUCAUCGGCAACCUGGAUCUGCCCAAGCUCGCGCCUGGCUUCCUGGGCAAGACGCAGAUCCAGAUCAUCUCGGUUCUUGUCAGCGUCAUCUUGAUCGCGACGCAUGCGAUUGUGGUCCUUCGUGUCGAGGAACAGGUCCUCGCACAUUCCCGUUCCCAUGGCUCGAGAAAGCCAAAAGGGCUCGGGCUUGUCGCUAUCGUUUCCGACCUUUAUAAGCAAGCGCGAGGAUUGCCACCACCUAUUCUCGAAAUGUUCAAGGUGCAGUUCUUCGCCCAGAUCGGCUGGUUCCCCAUCCUCUUCUACAGCACUGUGUGGGUCGGCGAGAUCUACAAGGCCGACGUGCGGCUCAACGGCGGCAAGCAAAGCGAUCACGAGCUGUUCGAGCAAGCGACGCGCGCAGGAAGCCACGCCUUUUUCUGGCACGCCAUCUUGUCCUUGGUCACCUCGAUCGUGCUGCCACUCGUGGUACCGAAUCCCGUGCACGAGGCAUACGUUCACCCAGUCUGGUUCGCCAAUUCGAGCCUGGUGCGCAAGCUGCGGAGUCUGCGCGAUCGUUGUCCAGAGCUUCCCUUCUGGUGGCCUUUUGCCAACUUUGUGUUUUUCAUCUCCAUGUGCGGCACCUACUUUGCUGGUCUCACCAAGUCGGUCUUCCUGGCGACAUGGGUUGUCGCCGCGGUAGGCUUCUGUUUUGCGAUAUCAAACUGGGUCCCCAUUGCUCUGCUGGGCAUUCUCAUCCACACGCAGCAGGUGCAGCCAAUCCCAGUUUCAGUCAGUCGUGGUGCGGCAGCUUCUUCUGUGCAUGCUGAACGCGAGGAGGACGACGUGGCCAUGGCGCUACUUGGCGACAGCACGCGGGACAGCGAAGGACACAGCAGACCGAUGGCGCACAAGUCUUCGCACGACUCUUCCUCAGACAAGGGAACACGACCGCCCUCUGGGCGAUAUGGCGGUGGUGCUGGCUCGGACGAUGACGAAGAAGAGCAGCUGCAAGGUGCUUUGUCCUUUGGCGCAGCAAGCUUGCACGAGGAAGCGCAGAUACGAGAUCGAGAUGCGGACCGAAACGGCGACGAUCGCGAAGGCGGCGAGGGUUACAACGGCAACGUCGGCAGCACAAUGUCGCACGCUGGCACCGUGUUGGGGCUGCACAAUGUUGCAGUGGUGGUACCCCAGUUUCUCGUCACGGCCGUGUCGUCGUUGAUCUUUGCCAUCAUGGAGCCCAAGAAGAGCGGUGAUGGCAGCAAUGCAGGAGGAGCAGGAUCGGGAGAAAACAGCGACGCUUUGGGACUCAUCUUCAGGCUUGGCGGCUGCUGUGCUCUGGUCGCGGGCAUCCUCGCUGUCCGGCUGGUGCGCAGACACGGCGACGAACUUCGAGGAUACUGA